GAAACUGCAAAAGCAAAUCAAUAUUCGUUUAGCAUAACAAUUAAAAAUUCCUGUAAGAUAUAUAUACAUAAAAACUCUAUAACAUUUUUAUUUCAUCUCUUUAUUUGACACCUAGUAAAUAUCGUUCAUAAUGGUUGAAGGAUCAGAUAGAUUUAUCGAUGGAUCAGAUGACACUGAAGACUCAUUCUACAAUGAUGAGUAUAUUUACAACUUCUUCACCUAUGAAUUUCCUAAUUUUGAUAAUUAUACAGUAUUGGAAAUACUUCAAGGUAUUUCUAUUGAAACAUUUCUCUUGUUACAAUUCACUACCAAUGAUGAAUAUAUCAAACAACUUCAACUUAAAGAUAUAAAUCCAAAUCCUUUAGAAUUUCUAUGUGGUCUGACCACUGAUGAAAUACCUGAAUUACGUCAAUCUGUAACAAAUUGUAUUAGUUAUAAUAAACCCCUAGGUCAUUCAAUUCCUAUUUCAAUCGAUUUUUUAUAUGGAAAUGAAAUCAAAUUACCUCGAUUUCUUGAAAGGUCGUUAGAGGUAAACUACUCUCGCCUUUUUAAGUUGCAAUUGAACAUAAAAGGAGAUUCAUCUAAGGUAUUGAAAAUUCUUGAAAAUUUUAAAUUUGCUGAUAAAGUUGAAAAAGUCGACUAUAAUUCAUGUAGAGAAGAAGACUGGGAAAAUCAGCUUAAUUUGGAUAUUUCAAAGUAUAUAAAUUUAAAACACUUCCGUGCAUGGCCAGAACAAAAUUUAACUAUUAUUUUACCCCAAUCAUCCAUUCAAAAUUUGACUUUUUUAUCUAUUAAAGAUGUAUAUAAUCCACAUUUGCUUGUUCAGCUUGAUAAUUUAAAAACUCUUGAGAUGGGUGUAGAAAAUUGUACAGAAUUUGACAUUAAAUAUUUACCACGAAAUUUAAAAGAGUUAAAUUUAAUGUGUAUGAAUGUAAUUAUUAAUAUUAACUCUGAUACUGAUUGGCCUCAACAGUUAGAAGAAUUACACUUUGGGGAUCUAAUGUUUGAUAGCUUUACCUUUGAAAAUUUACAACAUUAUAGUCUACCUCCAAAAUUACAACUUUUAGAUGUUGAGGUUUAUAGUGAUCUUAAUAUGUUUACACAAUUACCUGAUUCUAUAACUGAUAUGGAAAUUAUAUUAGGUCCAUGCUGUUUAGGAACUGAAAACAUUCUAAAAAUUCCCCUUAAUCUAAGAAAUCUAACCAUUACUGAUUGGUAUCUGGUAAGUUAUACUGAUACAAUUGAAUUUGAAAGUGCUUUGGAAAAAUUAAUCUUAAGAAAUGUUUCUUUCCCAUUACCUCAUUUCAAUUUCCAAACAUUAAAACAUUCCUUAAGAGAUUUAGAUAUAUCUGAAUUUCAACAUAAAAUUUCAUUAUAUCAUAUGAAUUUCAGUCAAUUUACAAGUUUGGAAAAGAUAAGUAUAUCAUCUUCUACUUUUGAAAGUUUAGAAAAUUUCAAGCCAGCACCUAGUAUAGAAUCUAUUUAUAUUUGCUAUAUCAUCAAUCACAGAUGAAUGUCCCUUAUUCAAUUCUCCAUUAGAAUUUCCAAAAUUAAUUGACAUAAAAAUUAAAGAAUGUGGUAUCAACUACUUAAGUCCAAACAUUCAAUUACCAAUCAAUUUGCAGCAAUUACGUAUUUAUGACAGAACCAUUAAAGAUUUUUCAUUAACAAAUUCUAUAAUUAAUCACCCAAAUUUAGAAUAUUUGGAUGUAGGAAUAAUACGUCUAUCCAAAUUUAUUCCCACUGACUUGGUACCAUUGAAAACUGAUUUCAAAUCAAAAUUUAAAUCAUUUUCAAUUAAUUAUAUCAAUUGUUCUGAUAGAGAAUUUGAUCAAUUAUGUCAUAGUUUGGAACAAUUAUAUAGAACAAAGAUUCGUCUUGAAUAUCAAUGUGUUGAGGAUCUAUAUUCUUACGUUGAUUUAGAAUGUGUUCAUCAAUAGAUUUAUAUGUAUAUAUUUAAGUUACAAUAUAGGUUUUA
This is a messenger RNA of Scheffersomyces coipomensis, 1978 nucleotides long. RefSeq lists its product as uncharacterized. The record is from RefSeq and is a predicted model, not a curated record. Lineage: Eukaryota; Fungi; Ascomycota; Pichiomycetes; Serinales; Debaryomycetaceae. The transcript has a single exon. The coding region runs from base 131 to 1513 and encodes 460 amino acids.